Molecule: messenger RNA, 4624 nt
Organism: Megalobrama amblycephala (Wuchang bream)
Lineage: Eukaryota; Metazoa; Chordata; Actinopteri; Cypriniformes; Xenocyprididae
Gene: retreg3
Product: reticulophagy regulator family member 3
Exons: 9
Coding region: 503-2017 (504 amino acids)
Biological process (GO): reticulophagy
Source: RefSeq, a predicted model, not a curated record
UAGUAGAAUUUACAUCAAUCUGCAGUUAAUAACAGAGUAAAAACAAUGGGACAUUUGGAAAGUAAUUUAUGAAUGAUGUGAAGAAGCGAGAGUUCGCUGAUAGGUGUUGGUUGUUAUUCACCAGCUCUGACUGUAAUCCUGAUGCCAUUGGCCAGAUCAAGGCCGUCCUCCAUAUCUCUCUCUCUCUCUGUUGCUCCCGCGACAAAAACAACGACUGGACAUGACAGCUGCACGGUGACAACACCAAAGAGGACCUGUGCUGACCCGUAAACGUAUUAGUUUUUCAAAUUAGACCCAAUAAUGGGUUUUAUUUCACAUUUGUUCCGUAUCAACGGCAGCAGCCUCUUGAACACACGAGGUCUGCUUACACUUGCUCUGCGCUGAGCGGCUUCAGGCUAAGCUAGCUCGCGAUCUCCAAACCAUUUCUAAAGCACGGGUUUUAUUUUUUAGCAUUGACUUAUUGUAGAUUUUGUUGGUAUUUUGCCGUCACAUUUUUUUAAGUAUGGCUCAUACGGGUGGAGCGGAAGACGCGACUGAAGGGAGCGGUUGCUCGAUGAAGCUGCGCUCAAGCGUCGGCCUCAGGAGCGGCUCGUGCUCCAGCGAGAGGCACGAGCAGCUCCGCGCCGUGAAAUCAAGGCUUCUUGAGCGCUUGGGACCGCACGAGCGCCUGCUCACCUAUCUGCAGUCUGUAUUAUUGUGGGAGAGACCCUUUCACAGCGUCCUGUUGUACACGGCCGCCAAUGUCAUGUUCUGGUUUUUUGCUUUGAGCUCUUUGAGGUUGCUCUUUCUGCUGGCAUCAGGUCUGGCCCUGGCUGUUUGUGUCGACACAUGGAGGAAUAAGAUCUGGCCUAAAAUCAGAGUUAAAAGACAAGAUGAGAGUGAGAAUGAAAGCUGGGGUCUGGUGCAACCUGGGACUUUGAGUGUGCCUGAAUUAUGCCACCACCUUGCUGAGAUUUGGGUUACGGGGUCAUCCUGUGCAACAGAUAUUGUACAGUUCAAACGGCAAAAUCCAGGGAAGUUUUGUUUGCUGGUUUGUGGCCUGUUCACCUUAGUGGCCAUGGUGGGGCGCUGCAUCCCUGGACUGUUGCUCUCAUACGUGGCUUUGCUGGGAGUGUUGCUGUGCCCAUUGGCAUUGUAUUAUCGGCUGUGGCAGCGUGCAUGUGUGAAGCUGGAGCCAGCCCUGCAGUGGCUGGACUUCAGCACCAAAGGAUACAUGAUGUCAAAGCCUAUAGACAACCAGUUUCUUCGUAAGCCCAUGAGGAGUGGAACCUCAGAUGAUGCUAGUGACAGUGAAGAGGAACUGGCUGCGUUCUGCCCAACGUUUGAUGAAGCAUUGGUUGCUAAAGAACUGGCACUGACUGACUCUGAGCACUCUGAUGCAGAGGUGUCGUACAUGGAUAACGGCACCUUUAACUUCUCUAGGGGUCAAACGCCCCUCACAGAGGGCUCGGAGGAUUUAGACAGGCACAGUGAUCCAGAGGAAUCAUUUGCAUGUGGGCUCCCAGACUUUCCCUCCAUCAACCCGGAUGCCACCCUGAUGGAGGACGAUGAUGAUGCCAGCAUCGGGCUGCCCAGCCUCAACUCAGCCGCGUACUCCGGCCCUCGCGGCUCUACCUCCGCCCUGCUGGAUCUGGACACCCAGAUGGACUCUGAUCAGGAAGACCUUGACCCCGAGAUCUCCCUCGGAUCCUUAAAUACUACCUCUGACCUCGCUAGUAACCUGGCAGGGGUCAUCGCCAGCAACAUGAUCCAGGCGGCCAUCGCAGGAGCCAUGCAGCCCCGGCCACCGCAAGGUCCUCGGAGAGAAAGCGGCCCACGGGCAGGAGCAGCUCCGAGGGGAUACAGGAAGCAGUCGAGCUCGGAGCUGGACACAGACCUGGAUUUUGAUGCAGAGGACUUUGAGAUGUUGGAUCAGUCCGAGCUGAACCAGUUGGAUCCUGUUGGAGGGGGGCAGGGGGGUCAGAACAGAAACCAAGGGUCGAGUUUCCUGUCCAACUUGCUGGGGAAGCCACAGUGAGCCCAUCUUACAGAUACUCCCUCCAUCUGUCUGCUCCUCAUGUCCUUGCACCUUGAUCCAAGUAGAAGUUGUUUGCAGUGUUGAUUUGAAUGUCUACUGAGAUGCUUUCAAUUUAUCUGAGUGAGUGAGACAGAGAGAGAGUGUGUUUGUUUUGCACUGUUAAUGUAAUAUUAGAUUCUCUUGCCAGGUCUCCUCCACUGGCUGCAGUUGAUAUCACUGUGAAGUAAUCUUCUCCUUUUAUGCUCCGUGAGCUUCCUCCUUGUCCUCUCUCAUUUAUGAGACUUGUGUGUGAAAGACUCCGAUUUACUUUGUAGGCUAAGCAAUAGGACAACAAUCAGAAACAUUUAAAAUGAUCCGAAAUCUCUUUAACUUCUUAUAAACCAGCAAACUACAUUAAAGUCUUAUAGAUCUUUCGCAUCUUUCUUUUUCAUACAGACUGUUUUGUUUUUGUCUUUAAUAACACAUGGGACCAAAUCAGACAUUCCACCAUCAAUGCUGAGUCAAGACCAUUAAUGUAUACAAAUAAUAAGUUGCCUGUAUUGUGAAAUCUGCAGUCAAGACGUCGUUUAGCAGAGGAGUCUGAAGAGGUAGCAGUGACAUAUUAGGGCUGUGGCCUUAUCUCAUUUUAUUAAAGGGGUAGUUCACCCAAAAUUACUCAUCCUCAUGGCGUUCCAAUCCUGUAUAACUUAAGUUUUUGUGGAACAUAGAAGACAUUUCCCACAGGAACAAAAAUGUCAUACAGGUUUGGAACGACAAUUAUUUAGCUAGUCAUCGCCUGGUAAUUUUAACCUUAGCACGCUUUUAAAAUUGAGUAGUCACAAUAUUUUUAUGACAUUUGGCUCACCACAAUGACAUUUACAUGUAAGUUCAUGUGGGCUGGAUUUUCUUUCUGUAUUACUUGAAAACCAAGGAAUAAGGUUAAUAAAUGACAGCAACUCUUUCCUCUUGUAAAAAUAGGGCAAAUUUACAGUAAAUUGUCUUUCAAAUGGCUGUUUUUCAUCUGUUCGUCAGUCAAAAUGAAAAAUAAAAUGAAACAUAACACCAACUUGCUUAACAGCUCGUCAAUGCUGUUCAUCUGGUUCUGAGGGCAAUACAUUGAUUUCGUUUGUAAUGACUCUACCUCAAACAAGACAUUUGGCUGUAACUGCCACCUGUUCGUACACAGCCUCCUCUCUUCAAAAACACCUUUAACCGUUCUGACUUUAUACAGGAACUUUUUUAUACAGGUAGCAGCAGGAAAACUGUAGAUCUCCUCUGCACCCUCUCCUCUCGUCUGGUCUGAGAUCUAAAACAAAGCCUAACAUUCAAUACAUUACUAAAGCACAAAAGGGUUUGAGAAACCACCUUUCUCCCUUUCUUGUGCUAUGAUGGAGCUGGUGGUUAAAUGAGUUGAAUUUGCUGUUUUAUUUGCUGUUUCUUUAGUAGAUGCUGACCCUUUUGGGUUUUUAUUUUUCUGUUUUUGACCCAAUGCUGAUAAGACCUGUCUUUGAGCUUUGAUCAUUGUGUAUGCUGGAAAGUAGGAAACGUACCAGGAAACUGCUGUACCAAUAAAAAGGCCCUGUUACCAGAGAUCAGUGAAGUGUUUUCUCUUUUCCAAGCAUACAAUUUGUUUUCUCAUUUUAAUUUAAAGUAUUGGAGCGUUGAGGAAAUAAAAUGAUGCAGCUUAUCUUUUUCAUCGAUGUUUUCACAGUCUGCCACUUCCUGCUAUUCCAGUUUAUUACAUUUCAAACACAAGUCUUACUUUAUCCAGCCAACUUGAGUUAGGUUAGAAGAGUUAGUAAUGACUAUUCUUUUGCAACUUUGCUGUGAUUUUACUCAACCCCUUUUCUUUUUUUUCUGUCUUGUUUUUGCUUGGUUGUGAGCCCUAAGAAUUUUUUGGAUUGCUGUGUUUAAAAAGGUUUGAUUUUUUUUUUUUUUUUGAGGUAAUUUAUGUGUUAUAUGUGACAUUUGUGGGAUACUUAUUUUUUGAAAAUAGUUGAAGUAUAAUGCAUAUUUUCCCCCUUUUUUCUUUGAUGUUUAUUUAUCAUUAUAAUUAAUGCUUUACUGUUUAUAUGGACACACUUUUCUGUUGUGGAUGAUGACAAUUCAUAAAACCUUUUUUUUUUUUUCUGAAAAUGUAUUGAUUUGAUAAAUAGUCCAUAUUUAUUUUGAAAAAAAAACAUGGAAAGAAUCUUUUUUUUGUGUGUGUAAGUGUGUCAGUGUUAUUACCAUUUGGUGGGGAAAAUAUCGGGCCAUUUUACCCUGUCUGUUCACCUCUUUAUGGUCAGUUUAAACUAAAGUCACCAGCAAUUCAACUGGGACAAUGAAGUGGGGGUUUAUACAUAGAAACAAAUUUAUGCCCAACGUCAUCUAUUGAUGUUGUAUUGAUGUUAGUGACUUAAAUAUAAAUCAGUUAGCAGUCUGCCAUGUUGAGGCAAAUGCAAAAUGCGGAAUCACUCAUCUUUUCUUUCUUUGUGUGAGCAUUUUUACAGGAGUCUUUCUGUAGCUGGAUUCUGUAAUGUCAGUGACUUUUAUUUCUGUACAGUAGUAUUUCCCUCUUCCAUUCCCUGUAAUUGAUUUUGAUAACUUUUGAUGUGCAAGACAAUAAACAGAUGAAUGAAUAUAUUA